This is a messenger RNA of Rhopilema esculentum, 1131 nucleotides long. The record is from RefSeq and is a predicted model, not a curated record. Lineage: Eukaryota; Metazoa; Cnidaria; Scyphozoa; Rhizostomeae; Rhizostomatidae.
AUGGGUUCAUCUGGCGAGCUUUUUGUUCCUUUGCAGUCUCAGUCCCGCUAUGACUCACUGACGGAUGACAAAAGACGCCUUGAAGAAUCACUAAAGAAUCUUGAGCAGAGAGUGAUUGCAAUGCAGCAUGAUAUGGUCACGUUAAAAGAGAGAAAAGAACAACCAAUCACGAUCAAUCAGCCAUCGCCACCACAACAGCCUCCAGCUCCUCCUCCACAGCCGCAACCAAGCACACCAACGCAGACAAUCCACAUUCCAAUUCCAACUUUCAUUCCCAUUCAGCAACCUGCUUCUCCAACACCGGCUGCGCAGCCACCACCAUCACCGACUCCUGUUGCUCCACAGCAUAACGUGCAAAAUCUAAAAGACAAGAUUAAAACGCUUAAAAAAGAGAAGGAAGAUCUGACACAGAAACUGCAAAUGACACAGAGUGAUCUUAGAGAUGCAACAAGAGAAAAUAACAUUCUUCAAAAGCAGAUCACGGAUUUGGAGAAAAUCCUUGACAAGUUAAAUGAUAAACUGGAGCAGGAAAACAACAAUUUGCAAAAAACGAAAGAGCAGCUUGAUGAUGAAAAGCAAAAAGGAAGGAGAGCCGAAGAUCAACUAGAAGGAGAGAAGAGAAAGACAGAAGACCUGAAGAAAGAGCUUGGGGACAAAACACAGCGGUACGAGAAGGAAAUGAGAGAACUGCAAGACAAACUGGACCACGCUGGCAAAGUUAUAGCAACACUGGAAAGCAGUCAGUAUACAGAUAAUCAAAUAUAUCAAAAUGGAACAGCCAAUCAAGAGCAGCAGCUAAGUUCUUCGAAACAAAAGCAGCAGAAGCAACGAAAAGCAUCCCGUCAACCGGUUGAAGAAAUGAUAAAUGCAUCCGAAUCCGGACCGUUAUACGAGUCUUCCCCGGAUUGGAAUUUUCCGGAUGAGGAAGAACAGCAUGCUCCAAUGGAUGUUUUUCUAACCGAAAAUGAAUUCGACUAUCCGGAGCCGGUUAAAGGCAAUGAUCAAUCCCAGGAUACUUUGAAAAUCAAGGAGCUUGAAGACGAAAAGCAAGAUCUUCAGAAACGACUAAGUGAGGCAAAAUUCGCACUGGAUGACUAUACAUCAAAAUUAGACAACCAGGUAAGAGAAUAA